AUGCUCGUUGACUGUGCGGGCGCAAAGAACGCCCCUUUUGCGAGCGUCAACGAAACAUAUCAAGCUGUUUUCCACUUCGUCACGGCGCUGCGACUAUGCGGAUACGCUCCCGAACCUCAAGAUUGGCGCACAUACUCGAGUUUUAUUCCAAGGAUUCACAGGAAGACAGCAAAUGUGGAAGAGUCCCUAGCUUGGGGAACGAAGAUUGUUGGUGGUGUGAAGCCAGGAGUUGAAGGCGAACACCUUGGCCUGCCUGUCUUUCCAUCUGUCAAAGCGGCCCAAGAGCGAGCGAAGCCGGACGCUUCGGCAAUCUAUGUCCCCGGCAACCAAACGGCAAAGGCCAUUGAAGAGGCCAUUGAGGCAGAGAUCCCGCUCGUCGUAGCAGUGGCGGAGCAUGUCCCGCUGCAUGACAUCCUCAGAGUCCACUCUAUCCUUAAAACACAGUCGAAAACAAGACUUGUCGGCGCAAACUGCCCCGGCAUUAUCUCCGCGAUUGGAAAAUGCCGAAUUGGAUUCCAACCUCUACCAUGCUUUGCUCCGGGCAGCAUAGGCAUUGUCGCAAAGUCGGGCACUCUGAGCUACGAGACAGUUGCGUCUACAACACGCGCCGGCCUGGGUCAAAGUCUGUGCAUCAGUAUGGGCGGGGAUCUUCUCGCCGGUACCAAUUUUGUUGACGCGCUGAAGGUCUUCGAGGAGGACGCGGAUACAGAGGGGAUCAUCCUGGUUGGUGAGCUUGGUGGUGCGGCGGAAAUGGAGGCGGCGGAUUGGAUUACGGAUUACCGGCGCAGGACUACGAACCCGAAGCCGAUCAUGGCUCUUAUCGGUGGUCUCACAGCUCCUCAUGGACGGAUCAUGGGCCAUGCCGGUGCCUGGACGGCGCCUGGCGACCCUUUCCCAGAGGAGAAGUAUAACGCUCUUGAGCGCGCGGGCGCGGUCAUGGUUCAUCAUCCGGAGAGGUUCGGACAGGGGAUGAAGACUCUUUUGAGUAAAUCUGGUAGGAAGAAAAUAGGCUCUGCCAGUAGUUUCCGGGACCAGAAAAGAGGACUGCACACUAUGAGACGUGUCCGACCAGACUCUCAUCUGAAAGUCCAAGCCAGAAGUCUGUACAUCAAGCAAUUCCAAGCUCUGUAUAUGCUCAAGAAAGAGGGCAUUCGCGUUAACGAGGGAGCGGAGUCGGUGUUGGACUUUUACCUCUCUCUCACCAUCGACAGGGCUGCGCUCAGUCCUACACUCAUCAUCUCAACAUCACCUGAAUUCGAACCUCCCAGCACCACCCGCCUACCCUUUUCGUAUAAUACAGAAAAGUUCGACGCCUCGAGUCCUACCAUUACAGCCACAGCUGCAGAUCUUGAGCUCCCGGAAAGCGCACACGAGGAACUGGCAGAUUUGGUGCAAGCACUAUGGCGGAUAUACAAAGAGAAGGAAGCCUUUACGCUCCAAGUUCGAGCUAAUUAUGCCGACGGGUCGUUUGAGGUGCGCGGGGCCCGUUUCGGAUUUGAUGACGCGGCCUUUCGCAGCUCGGGUCGCCAAGAGGAGGUACACCAGCUGAGGAAUGUAGCUGAAGAGGUGCCUGAGGAGGUAGAGGCAGAGAGGGACGGAAUUGUUUACGUGAAGUUGGAGGGCGAAGGCAGUAUUGGAACCCUAGUGAACGGCGCUGGCCUGGCGAUGAACACCGUGGAUGCGCUCUCGAUAUACGGCGGACAAUGCGCCAACUUUCUCGACACAGGCGGCAAGGCUACCUCCGAGACGGUCAAGGCCUCAUUCAAGAUCAUCACCUCGGAUCCCCGCGUCAGGGCGGUCUUUGUCAACAUCUUUGGAGGACUGACGAGGUGCGAUAUGAUUGCUGAGGGAAUCAUCCUGGCCUUUAAAGAACUAGACAUGCAGGUUCCUGUGGUUGUGCGUCUGCGGGGGACAAACGAGGAGCUAGGACAGAAGAUGUGGCCUUCCUCUACGUGCGUUCGAUAG
Molecule: messenger RNA, 1965 nt
Organism: Aspergillus calidoustus
Lineage: Eukaryota; Fungi; Ascomycota; Eurotiomycetes; Eurotiales; Aspergillaceae
Source: the annotation of a GenBank genome assembly